AUGUGUUUCUCCGUGUCACUGAUAUUUGUGCCGAUUCACCUGAUCCAUGCUAAGAAUGUGUUUUUGUUACUUGGACAUGGAUAGCUAAACAAACUGGUUCAGUUUGGAACUGUGUGUAUACAGCCGUACCUGGAAUUUAGUAUUGGCCCCUCUCAUGCAUUUAACUACCCUUUCUAGCUACUUUUUUACUUCAAACCAGCAACCUGUUCUCAAUAGCUCUCUAUUUCCACCUUGAAUAGAUCCCUCCUCCUUUCUUUUGUUCCUUUCCUUUCCCUUCCUCUUACUCAGUUUCUCUCACUAACCCUGAUUCAAUCUCUUCCUCUCCUCUCCUAUCCUAUCUCUUUAUGUCUUUCUCUUCCUCACUUCUUCUUCCACUCUACUCUGCUGUAGUUUCAUUCAUAUAUGCAAACAGACACACAGAGUGACAAGUGAAGAUCCCCAGACACUGGUUUUGCGUCACAGGAGCACAAGCCGAGCCUCUUUUGUAUGCAGUUUAGCCAGCUCAGCUGUACAGUGUGCAGACGGUGGAGGAUGAGAGGAGAGGCGGGGGCUUCAAAAUCAUCAGAGUCAUUGCUUUUUUUCUGCCAAUAAAGCUGUGAGAGGGAUAUCUACAUGUUUUGGUCAUCGUAAAAUCAAGAGAAAUGUUCGAGGUUGUCAGCGGGGUACAGUUGAGACACAUACCCACACCAUAGAAUCCUAUUGCGGCCCAUGCAGUUUAGUUGCACGAUGGUUUUCUUACAGGAUCCAACCAGGCAGCUAUGAUGGUUGGAAAGCCAGUCAGGCAGUGGAGGUCCAUCUGUAAGGGACUGAUCCUGGGUGCGCUGCUGACCACCUGCAUGAUUCUUUUGUACUGCCUGUCGGCCCCAGAGGUCCAAUAUGGCCUGCAAGAGGUCCCAGUGCCUUACUCAUGUGCUCAUCGCCCUUCUGCCGCCCACUCCUCAACAAUCUCAAACGACUCCCAUCAUGCCUCUGGGCAGGGAAUCUGCACUCCAAAAGUGGACAUCAUGUUUAUGAAAACCCAUAAAACAGCUAGUAGCACUUUUCUCAACAUUCUCUUUCGCUUUGGCGAAAAACACCACCUUAAAUUUGCUUUCCCCAACAGCCGCAAUGACUUCUUUUACCCCUCACCUUUCCAUCGCUCCCAAGUGAAGGACUACAGGCCUGGAAUGUGUUUUAACAUCAUCUGUAAUCACAUGCGUUUCAACGCUGCUGAAGUGGCCAAAGUGCUUCCAGCAGACACCUCGUACAUCACAAUCCUCCGGGACCCGGCUGAUCUCGCUGAGUCCUCGUUCCACUAUUUUGGACGUGUUGUACCUCUCACAUGGAAGCUUUCUGGGGACGAUAAGCUGAGAGAAUUCCUGACAGAUCCAAAGCUUUACUACGACCCAGAAGGAUUCAAUUCGUUCUAUCUCAAAAACUUGCUUUUCUUUGACUUUGGACAGGAUAAUAACUUACAUCCAGAUGACCCGAAGGUGGAUGAGGCCAUUCGUGCAAUCGCCAAGCGCUUCCAAUUGGUAAUGCUUGUGGAGUAUUUUGAAGAGUCGCUCAUCCUGCUCAAAGACAGCCUCUGCUGGGACAUGGAGGACUUGCUUUUCUUCAAACUCAAUGCCCGGAAAGGUUCAACCAUUUCGAAACUGACUCCAGAGCUCAGGGCCAAGGCGCUGGAGUGGAACGCCAUUGAUUGGAAGCUUUACCAGUAUUUCAACGCCACCUUCUGGCAUAAAGUGGACGCUUACGGCCGUGAGCGCAUGGCGAGAGAUGUCGCAGAGCUGCAGCGCAGAAAUGCAGAAAUGGCUUCCAUUUGCAUUGAAGGAGGCCACGCUGUUGACGCAGGAAGCAUCGUGGAGACUUCCAUGCAGCCAUGGCAACCCUUCGGUGAGAAGUCGAUUAUGGGAUACAAUCUGAAAAAGAAUGUCGACAAAGCACACCGAAAGCUCUGCAGGAAGAUGCUCACACCAGAGCUGCAGUAUCUCACCGAUAUGGGCGUCAACCUGUGGAUAACGAGACUGUGGGGUCACAUUCGAGAGAUCCUUCACUGGUAGAUCAGAGGAAAUGUUUUGCUUAGGUGAAAGGUCAGCACUGACUUGUAUGCAACAGACCUAAAACCUGUUUUUCUGUGUCAGAAAGAAAUAAAAACAUUAAAAGGCAUGACUGAAUAAAACAUUUUCAUAUUUAUAUGAAUCUCACCUAAAUAAGUGGUGACAGUCACAUAUUUAACAUGUUAGUUUUGUUUAUAAAUGUACUGUAAAGGCCCUUUGACGGCAAGAACGAUAACUAUAAUGAUAUCUUUAUUAGCAUCCACACCAAAUGCACGAUAACUUUGUUUAUUAUAGGCGUGUCCUGCAGUAAUGUCUUCUGCUGUUUUAAAGGGUUUGUUCACCCAAAAAUGAAAACAGUUUAUCAUUUACUCACCCUCAAGUCGUUCCAAACCAGUAAGACUUUUGUUCAUCUUUGGAACACAAAUUAAGACAUUUUUAAUGAAAUCUG
Molecule: messenger RNA, 2487 nt
Organism: Megalobrama amblycephala (Wuchang bream)
Lineage: Eukaryota; Metazoa; Chordata; Actinopteri; Cypriniformes; Xenocyprididae
Gene: gal3st1a
Product: galactose-3-O-sulfotransferase 1a
Exons: 5
Coding region: 759-2042 (427 amino acids)
Biological process (GO): myelination; galactosylceramide biosynthetic process
Cellular component (GO): membrane
Molecular function (GO): galactosylceramide sulfotransferase activity
Source: RefSeq, a predicted model, not a curated record